Didymodactylos carnosus is the source of this 252-nucleotide messenger RNA. Lineage: Eukaryota; Metazoa; Rotifera; Eurotatoria; Philodinida; Philodinidae. The record is from the annotation of a GenBank genome assembly.
AUGGAACGCAAAUUAUCUACUGACUCUCAAGUAUCUCAUACAAGUGAAGUUUCUACCAAUGGUACUCGGAUUAGAGCAACGCAUGCAGUGGUGUUAUAUUCUCGUGAUGAACAGCGAACCCGUCUUGUGAUGAAAUUAUCAGAUGUUUCUAAUUAUGUAUCGCGCCCAAAAGUAAAAGUUGGAGAUCCAAUAUUUUUGAAAUUACCUACAUCACGAGAACGUUUUUCAGGACAAAUUGUUUUUUUAGGUUAA